AGCAGGGCCUGGCUUGGGGAGGGGGCUGGAAGCGGGUUGGGGGCUCGCUGAGGGUCGGAUCCAGCAGAGGUUUGUAGGGGAAUGGGUGGAGGGUGGUGGUCGGGGGGUUCCUCCACCUCUGCGGGCUCAGCUGGAGAGGAGGGGGCUUCGUCCUUCUCUUUGCUGCAUUGUGACCCCCCCCUGGGUUGCUCCCCUCUGCGUUCUGCUGGGCUUUCUUCACCCAAAUUCACCUUCCUCUGCAUCCUGGGGGAGGAUUAGAGGCAAUAUUUCCCCGCUACCUUACCCCCAAUCCUCCCAGCCGAUGCUGGAGGGGAGCCCAUCGGCUGCAGGGAGAGCACGGCACGAGCUGGGGUGCCUUGCCCAUCACAAGCACUGCCCAAAAAAAGCCACCAAAGCCCCGCUGUGCUCCCAGACAGCCCAGCACAUCCACACAGCCCAUCCCACAGCCCUGGGGCUGGGCAUGGACUGGUUGGGGUGGCUAUACUGGCACAGCCCCAGUGUCCGGGCUGGAAGCGCACUGGGAUUAACUGGGGCUCCCAGCACCGAGUUGCUUCUCGCCCUGGUUUCAUCCUGAGCCAGGUCCCAGCUUUUGGUCGGUGAGCAAAGCCUCGGGGGUGCUGAGUGAGAGCUGUGAUCUGCCCGCACAGCCCCAAAAGUGCUGGCAGCUCCCAGGUCAUCAGCUGGGAUCCUGUGGGGCAGGUCGGGUGGCUCCGGGAAGUGGAUUUGGUGGCGUUUGGUCAUCCCAUCCGUCACGCCGAGAUCGUCAUCGCGGGUGCUGGCUGGCAUGUGGCACGGCCUCUGGCUGGAGAAGGGCACGUGGUUCAUGUGGGACAAGGGAUUUAGGAGAUGGGGCAGAGCAGCAAGCCCAGGUUGGGGCUCCUGGAGCAUCAGGGAUGGAGCACGAGGCAGGUGGAGCUCAGCCAAGGCUGUUUGGAGAUGGGCUCGGGUGGGCGAGCAGGAAAAAAAAAUUGGUUUUGGCACAAUGCUGCGCCAAGGAGCAGCUUCUGGGCAUCGGCUUUGGGGCUUUUUGUUUCCGAGCAUCCUGCACGUGGCCGGGUGUUGUCCUGGCCGUGUUCUCACAUAAAAUGCGAGCUGUAAUCCCUUCUCAAGAAGGGAGUUUCAUCACUUUUCUGACGUCGCCAGCAGGCUGGAUCUGACCUGGAGGUGAGCGGAGAGGAAUUUUGCAAGGCAGGUGCAGAAGAGGAGCUGCUGCUGCAAUCCUUGUUGCUUUUGCAAUCCAGCUGGUGGGCUGCCCUGACAGUUUGAUGUAUUCUUGUCUUGCUUAAUGCAAAGCACCGAAACCGUCCUUGCUUGGAAGCAUCACCGGGGUGUGCUGGAGCUGGGGAGGAGCCGGCGGGGCAGGACGAGGGACCUGGGACGAGAUGAGCAGCCCCCUCUAACUGGACCCCAAAUUUCUCUCUGGAGCGAUGUGGAGAGGUGGUGGGACCCCAGCCCCUACCCGGGGGAACGAGGAGCUGGGGAGCAUCUCUGGCUGCUCAGUGGUGCACCUCUGCGGUGUAACAACCACCCCGAUCCUCAUCCAGGCAGGACGGUGGCUGGAGGUUUUGCCCAAUUACCCCCAAAAUGUUUCCCCGCACCUCGGGGAGCGGAGCUGCUCGGGAAAUAGCCCGCGUUCUCCCCAUCAAAACCUCCUGGCAGAAACGAAGUAGCAGUUUGCUCUCAUCCAAAAGCUGCGUUCAGGCAGGGACUGGCCUGGCUGGAGAGCUGAAAAUGAGAUAUUUGACGGUGAUUUUUGUCUGGCUCGGUGCUCCCAGAGAAUAUCCGUGGGCUGAGCGUAGCCCCGUCACACCGGGGGCCAUUCCAAGGGUUUGGUUGCCAAACCCACAUCUGGCCUCUACUUGCAUCAUCUGGCAAGUGGAGCUUUCUGCUGGGGAAGGGCCGAAACACCAGGGGCUGGUCCAGGGAGCGAUGGCUCGGAGGAGAGGGCAGGAGGAUGGUCCUGGGUCCCCCCACCCAGAUCCCAGCACCAGCAGUGUUUGGGCACGGCUGGCCACCUCCUCCUGCUCCAGCUGCCCUCCUCCAGCCCUGCGAGCUCUCCCACCAGCUUUUCUCUCCCCAAAAUCUCCUGCAGCUCCUCUAAUUUGACCACCAGGAGUGCCAGGCUGCCCUGCGGCUGCUUGGCUCCGUUUAGGUUUGAACCUCUCCGCAAGGCGAGCAGCUUCUUGCAGUCAACCCCGUGCCCUGCGCUGGGAGAAGCCUCAGCUUGUUGCUGCUGUUUUUCGUGGUAGAAACUGAUGCUGAACUCACUCCUCUGAGGGAUCUGCAGAGCUCCCAGGCUCGGCUGAGUCACUGCAUGUCCUGGUACUGGGUUUUGCUGCGACACGCUCGGGCAGCACGCGCCCCGUGACCGUCUUGGUGCUGGCUGGUGUGUGGGCAGCUCCUUGCCUUGCGCAAUCCCUCCUGCUGGAAAACGAGCCUGGAUGUGUCAUCCAGCCCGACUUAGCCCAAAUGCUGCUUUUGGGAUGGAGAGGGGUGCUGUGCUGUGCCAUGGGGAUUGCAACUGCUGUGCCCACUGGGGAUCCAGACCCGGCUGUCCUGCUGCACGGAUGGGUGACACCAGGGCGCACGAGUCCCCAAACUUGUCCCCAAAACCAUCGGGUGGUCCCUUCCCUCUGCAGCCCUUUCCAGUUGUCCCUGCAUCAACAUGGGUGAAAAUGGGACAAAAACAGCACCGAGGGUGAAUCUCCUUGAGGAGCACCCCAUGAAAUCAAGCAGGAUUGUCCCUUGCAGCAAGACCAGCCAACAGGGGCUGCUGGGGCAAAGAGGUUCUUCCUCCCAAAUCAUCACCUGUAGGGCCACGUUUCUGCUGUCCCCAAAACCGACAAAUAGUUGGGGGAAAACGGAAAAGAGCAGAGCAAGCGAAGUGGCUGCAGAGAGGAGCCACCCAGGGUGACCUCGGAGGUCAGGCUGCGCGCUGCUGGAUCAGGAUCUGCCCCGUGGGCACGUUUCGUUUGCUGGAACCGAAGGCAGGCCACCCAGAGGUGUUGCUCGCCGUGUUUAUGCUGCUGCCUGAUUGCAGGUUUGCAAGGGAAAGCAACACCCUCUCCUCCAGGGACCGCUUUGCAGGCUGGCUCGGCUGGGGCAUGGCCUCUUGGCACAUCCCUUGGGGUGACGGCACCAAGGGGGUGUCGGGGAAGCCGUGCCCAGGCUGCCCCGUUCAUCAGGAGCAUCGUGGGCAGAAAAAAGUCACCUUCCCCAAGCACGAUGCCUCCUGGCUGUGCCUUAAUUAAAACCAAACCUCUGCUCCCACCUCGGUCCCCUACAGCCCAAUUUGCUUGGCAGCAGGCGGCCCUUGCCCCUCGGCGAGGUGGCAUUUGUGCUAUUCAGAGCACGGCUUGAGUUAUUUUUAGCUUUGCCACAACGCGUAAUAAAGCGCGGGCUGCCCGACGUAUUCAUCACAUAAAUAGUUCGGCGGGGAGGCCCCAGUUUGCCCGGCGUGGCGGAAGGACUGGUGGACGGGUAGAAAAUGAGGGCGUCUGGAAUGUGGCACUCCUCCGCGCUGGGGACGGCUGGGCCUGGGGCGCUGCCUCUGAGCCUGGUGUUAACGGGGUGAAUCAGAGCAGGCAAUUAGUGGUGGGGAGCCAAAAAGGUGCUUCCCCGUGCCAAGCGACCUGCCAGGGACCCCGGGGUGGCACGUGGCUGUGGCCGAAGGGGAGUGACACGUGGAGAUGCGUCCUGGGGACUCAGCUGGUCCAAACGCCACCCCAAAAUAUUGGGAAAGGAUCCUGGACAGCUUCACGGCGGGAGCUUGGUCCUUUCGGCUCCCCCAGGAUGGGAGCAGGGAGAGAAUGCGCUGAGCUAUGGGUUUUGGGGUGCUGCAGCAUCCCCAUGGUCUGGGGAAUGAGGAAUUGGCCCAGCUCUGGAGCAGCUGGGGCUCCUUUCCUCGCUCCUCUCCUCGCUCCUGGACACCCUCAGCACCGGUGUCCCCAUGCUGUCCCCUGCCACCAGCCAGGACCCAGAGCCACGCAGCAGCUUGGGCAGAAGGCAGAGAUGCUCCCAGAUUUGGGGGCGGAUGAUGCAGGGCUCCUGGAGCACCCCGCAGCCCACGCUGUUGUUUCUCUCCCCCAAAGAGCUGUACACGGCCCCCGACUCCUGCAAGGGGCGCUGCGAGGAGCCCUACAGCAAGGAGGACGAGUGCCACUGCGACGCCGAGUGCGAGAGCCACUACAACUGCUGCGAGGACUACUACGAGCACUGCCGACCCGGUGGGGAACGGGGCGAGGUAGCAGCACGCAGGCAUGCUGGCGAGGGUUUCUCCAGCAGCCACGAUGCCAUCAGCGACCAGGAGCUCCUGCAGGUCUCCGAGCAGCUCUACGGGGCCGAUCACAACAAAGCCCGGCCCCAGGACAUCACCAUCAACCCGCAGUACCGGGCUGCCCCCGACGAGACGGAUGACCAGGAGGAUCGCUCCCCCCGGCCGCUCUACGCGUUCGUGAAUGAGAAGCUCUUCUCCAAACCCACCUACGCCAGCUUCAUCAGGCUGCUGGACAACUACCAGCGGGCGACGGGUCGGGAGGAGGAGGUGACAGCGGAGGAGCUGAGGGAGCAGGACACCUUCCUCCAGGAGGUGAUGAAGACCGAGCUGAUGAAGAAACUCUUCGCUUUCCUCCAUCAGAAAAACCGCUACGGCUCCGAGCAGGAGUUCCUCGAGGAUUUGAAGGAGAUGUGGUUCGGCCUCUACUCCCGAGGCAACGGCGAGAAGGACUCCAGCGGCUUUGAGCACGUCUUCUCGGGGGAGGUUAAAAAAGGGCAAGUGAGCGGGUUUCACAACUGGAUCCGCUUCUACCUGCUGGAAAAGCAGGGACUCGUCAACUACUACAGCCACAACUACAACGGGCCGUGGGACUCCUACCCCGACGUGCUGGGGCUGCAGUUCAGCUGGGACGGCUUUUACAAGGAGGUGGGCUCCGCCUUCAUCGGCUGCAGCCCCGAGUUCGAGUUCGGCGUCUACACCUUGUGCUUCAUCGCCCGUCCUGGGAGGGCAUGCCACCUGAGCCUGGGUGGCCACAGCAUCAGCAUCCAGACCUACACCUGGACCAAGUCCACCUACGGCCCUGGCAAGAAAUACAUUGCCACGGCCUACGUGAUCUCGCCCUGAGGCUGCCCCCAUCCCGGCUGGGAGGAACGGGGCGGCCGCAGCCCCACUGCUCCGGGGCCCUGGGCUGCCCCUCGCUGCAGCCCCCCUGUGUGGGGCAGGAUUUGUCCCCCCGUGCGAGGGGGGGAGCCCCGGGACCGACGUGGGGCAGGACGGAGGUGGCUGUGGCCCUCGUGGAGGCAGCGAGGGGAGGGAGGCAGCAGCCCCAGUACCUCCCAGUGAUGCAUCGCCCAGUCGUGGCAGGAGAGCAGGGGGCAGAGAGGGACCUGCAGUGGAAAGAGGCCCCCCCGAGCGGAAUAAAUACUGACCCUGGACGGAGAUGCGGUCACCUCCUCGGUGUUGGAGACCCUGCUCUUGCUGCUCUGCCCUACAGGAUGUGCCGUGGGCACCAGCAGCUCUGCCAACCCCCCCAUGCCCCAGCCCCAUGGACAGGGUGGGCGUUGGGACCCCUGGGUGCUGCCAGGUGCUCCCCAAAUCGCCUUUCCCCUGGGGCCACCCCAUCCUCCCCGUCCCCUGCUCUUAUUUUACCCCAUCAGUGCGUGUAUAAAUGUGUGUGCAAACGGAUAAGGAGUGCGGGGUGCUCCCUUCCAUCAGAGACCCCAAGAAGACCCCCCCAUAGUCCUGGCUUCCCCAUCCCAUGGCAAUCCAAUGCCUGGACAAUCCUCCUGGAGAUAAAGUCUGCAGGGGGAAAUGUGUGCAGGGAAAUAUCCUUAAUAUCCCCUUCCCACGCAGGUGCACACGUGCGCAAAGUCCCGGCUCUUUUGGGGACCCCAGGGGACAGCGAACGGCUGAGAGCCCCCCCAGGACCGUGGCAGGAACCCCUUCCCCAUUUAUCUCCACGGCUUCUUGGGGGCACCUCCUUGUUGCCCAGGGUCUGGGCCACCAGAGGGGCGAGGACAUUUGGCAGAGCAAGCCCUUGCCAGCCAGGCUCGGUGCCCCCACCCGUGCCACUCACCCU
This is a messenger RNA of Anas platyrhynchos (mallard), 6074 nucleotides long. The record is from RefSeq and is a predicted model, not a curated record. NCBI's taxonomy places the organism in Eukaryota, Metazoa, Chordata, Aves, Anseriformes, Anatidae.